UUCGAUUGGGCAAUCCAGAUCAUGUGUCUCUUUCUCGCGAGACAACAAAAUGGCGACCGCUAGGGCAUUUGCACGUUUCAUAGUCCAGAGAACUGGCACUCGGAACUGUUACUCAUCAACAAGGAAGAAUAUGUGUAUCAAUAAAGACACCAAAGUGAUUUGUCAAGGAUUCACCGGAAAACAGGGCACAUUUCACUGCAAGCAAGCUUUGGACUAUGGAACACAAAUUGUUGGAGGAACUACACCAGGAAAAGGGGGCACCCAGCACCCAUCUUUAGGAUUGCCAGUAUUCAACACAGUGGUUGAGGCCAAAAAUGCUACAGGUGCCACAGCCAGUGUUAUUUAUGUCCCUCCACCUUUUGCUGCAAAGGCUAUCAUUGAAGCCAUGGAAGCAGAAAUGCCAUUAAUUGUCUGUAUCACAGAGGGCAUCCCUCAGAAGGAUAUGGUGGAAGUACGGCAUCAUUUAAUUCGACAGGAUAAGAGCAGGCUAAUAGGGCCUAAUUGCCCAGGCAUCAUUAAGCCAGGUGAAUGUAAAAUUGGAAUUAUGCCUGGUCAUAUACAUAAGCCAGGAAAAAUAGGAAUUGUAUCUCGUUCUGGUACACUGACUUAUGAGGCAGUACAUCAGACAACCAUGGCAGGCAUGGGUCAAUCUCUGUGCAUAGGAAUAGGUGGUGAUCCUUUCAAUGGAACCAACUUUAUUGACUGCCUUGAAAUAUUUUUGAAGGAUCCAGAAACAGAAGGAAUUAUUCUUAUUGGAGAGAUUGGUGGUGAUGCAGAGGAAAAGGCAGCCAGCUAUUUGAUGGAACACAAUCUUGGUCCUCAUAGCAAGCCGGUAGUUUCUUUCAUCGCUGGGUUAACAGCACCCCCAGGCAGGAGGAUGGGUCAUGCUGGUGCAAUCAUCUCUGGAGGAAAAGGUGGUGCGCAGGAAAAAAUUGCUGCUUUAAAUAAUGCUGGUGUCAAAGUGACAAAGUCCCCAGCGCAAAUGGGCUCCACAUUGAGAAAGGCAAUGGAAGCUGCUGGGAAGAUGUAAAGAUGGUCUUUCAUCCACUGAUAAAAGUACAAGCAUAUGAAAGCUGAACGUCUUGUUCUCUGGUAUUACAAGUAGCUGCUAUUAAAUAAAAUUAUAUACUUCACAGUUCUGCACAAUACAUGUACAUGAGAUACUGCCACUUUAUUUACUUAUGAGAGAAUUAUUAUUCUGUAUAGUAUUCUUUCAGUGAUAUGCAUAUUGUAUAUUGUUUUGAAUCGAGAUCCCAUUGCAGAAUUUGAUUUCAUAUUGCCCCUUUUAAUUGCUUGAAAAUGUAAUUUAUGCUCAGUGGUUUGUUAUGAAAAAAAUGAGCAUUGUGCAUAACCUUUGCUUAAAAAUAACUCAGAAACAAAUAUUUUUAAAAUUUAUCAGCAGUGCAUGUAUGCAUCGUUUCAUUGAAAUACCUUAUAUGAAUUAUUUAUACAUAUAUUAUUUUGUGUGAAAAUUGGAUUUUUUUAACAGUAGUCCUAGCAGUUCAGUGGACAGCUCUUUUAUAUAAAUAUUUAAGGCAACAUUUGUUGCUAUAGACUAUAAUAAAAGCAUUGGUGUUAAGCAUCAUUGCUGUGGGGAUAAAACGUUUUGUAAAAAGCAAAAAGCACCAUCUAAUUUCGUUUUUGAUAUUAGUCUUUGGUUUUUGCUGUUACAUCAUAAAUAUCCUGAGACUUUUUCCUAAAGAGAUGAAGCCAGGUCCUUGGCUUUGAUGGGUUUUGGACUUUACAAUGCAGGGAUAAUAAAAUUUUGGGUAGGAAAUGCCGUCUUGUUUUUGAUAUCAGUUUUGGUUCUUGCUGUUAUAUUUAAGUAUCUUGAGACCAUUUUCUAAAAAGAAGAAUAAAAGCAGUGAGUCUUCAACUAAC
This is a messenger RNA of Lingula anatina, 1881 nucleotides long. Its product is annotated as succinate--CoA ligase [ADP/GDP-forming] subunit alpha, mitochondrial. Gene Ontology annotation, cellular component: succinate-CoA ligase complex (ADP-forming); mitochondrion. The record is from RefSeq and is a predicted model, not a curated record. Lineage: Eukaryota; Metazoa; Brachiopoda; Lingulata; Lingulida; Lingulidae. Gene Ontology annotation, molecular function: succinate-CoA ligase (GDP-forming) activity; succinate-CoA ligase (ADP-forming) activity. Gene Ontology annotation, biological process: tricarboxylic acid cycle.